UGUGAUCAAAGCUUUACAUAUGAAUGUGUAGGAGAAGAAAUCUGCUGAUAAAGAACAGUAGGGCCAUAUUGACCUAGAUGAAUGAUGUGGCCCAUGGGCCUCUAGUUUGUGAAUUCCAGUAGAGGAUUACUCUCCUUAUAUAACAAAUUACAUUCUAUAUCCUAACAAUGACUAUUUUGCUUUCAGGAGAUCAGUUUCAACCUCUAAAGUCCCAGCUUACAAGACCUUGGUCUGAAUUAGCGAAGUCUGCAAAGUAUUACUAUAUCAGCAAGGCUAAAGAAGCUGUAAUGAUAGUUCUGUCCAUCAUUGCCCCAGGACAAGAAGACACCAUUCUUGCCAAAAUCUGUCCAACAUCUGAAAAUGAGAGCAAAGAAAUAGACAAAGCCACAAAACAGUUGAUAGAUGCCUAUCAUGCCACAUCAGACAGAAAAACACAACAGCAGAUCCUGUCAUUGUUUGUAAACAACUUUACAAAGCAAAAGCUUCUUCAGCUUAUACCAUCUCUUACACAGUCCAAAAUUGAUGCAGCUAGAAAACAUGCCUCAGUCAUAGGACCAGGACAAAUGCUGAAUCCACCAAAGAUAUACAGAGUAUGUCUGACCAGACCAAAACUGCUGCAUUUUAUUGAAUAUGUAUCUAUGCCCUCAGUUUCCCAGGUUCUUGGUUUUGGUGCCACACAGCUACAUUUGUCAAGUGGAGAAAAGGUGCAGAUUCCAAAGGUCAUCAGAAAUGCUGUGAGUGCCAGAAUCAUUGCAAACUAUCAAGAGUAUUGCAAGGAAUCAGAUUUCCAAACUUUUAGCCGUGCUUCAUUGUACAGAAUCCUCAAAGCCUGUCGAGCAUCAAAAAGGAAAGCAAUGCAUGGACUUGACAACACCACAGCCCUUGGAAUGGAUGCCAUGGAGUCAUUACACAAGGUUGUGACACGACUUGGUGAAUAUGGAAUGGAGACAGAGAAAAAAGAGAAUCUGAUUGACAUGAUCAACAUCUGUAAUCAGCAUUUGAAAUUUGAUGCAAAGAGUCAUUUUAGCAGAAGUUCAUCAUGCAGUGAUCAUUGUACAAUAUAUGCCCUGAGUGAUCCAGCAGACACAUGCUUUUCAAGUAAUUGUGACCAUGAACAUUCAGACACUUGCUCUUAUUGUGUUUUGAUAGACAAACUUACAGAAUGCAUCAAGGAAGCCAUGGAAACAGUUCAAAUACCAUCUGAGGAUUUGAUGGAGGAAUUGCAGCAUGAAAUUGUCAUGACCACAAAAGCCAUCAAGGACUGGAAGGCUCAUCUUCUCAGAACUGUUCAUCAAGACUUUGCAAGAUCAGAUGUCUUACAACACCUUGACCUAAACCAAGGACUACUGAUAAUGGAUUGGGCCAUGAAAUUCCUUCCUCUCCAGUACAGAAAAACACAGUCAAAUUUCUUUGGAAAGAGGGGGAUUAGUUGGCAUAUAUCCUGUUUAAUUACCCAGAGGAGUGACCCUGAAGCAACAGCUAGCACCUUGCCAGACCAUUACGACUUGAACACCUUUAUCCAUAUCCUCGAGAAUGGAAAUCAAGGUUGGUUUUCUGUUGCUCAUAUCAUUAUGCACCUCCUUCCAACUCUGUCAGAGCAAUUUCCAAACCUUCAAGAGAUCUUCCUAAAGACAGACAAUGCUGGAUGCUACCACUGUACACCAUUAAUUUCAUUUGUCAGUCAGAAUUACUGCCAUUUUCCUAUUACCAUCAAAGAGUUCAACUUCAGUGAAGCGCAAUCUGGGAAAGAUCUUUGUGACAGCAAAACUGGUUCCUGUCGAAUGCAUGUGGCCCGAUAUCUGGAUGAAGGAAAUGAUGUUCUGUCUGCCUCAGACUUGAAGAGAGCUUUAGAAAGCAAUCAUGGAUUGAAAGGAACUAAAGCCUGUGUUAUCUCCAUUGACAAUGCAGAGGAACCAAAAAUAAAAUCCAAAAUCCCUCAAGUCAGCCUUCUGAACAACUUCGAAUUUAACAUGGAUUCAAUAAUUGGGAGAAAGGCAUACCAGGUUGGUUGUGGAAGACUCAUUGAGACAAAACCCCUGAAAAAUCAACAUCUUGAUGUGAGAGAAAUGAAAGGUUUCCAGGUUUUAGAAGAAUUUCCGUCACAUGCAGUUGAUACUGGACAAGUUUGUGUGAGAAAAAGAAACCCUAACAACAGAAGUGAAGCUGUCGAUGAGCAGGACCAGGAUCAGACACAACUGGAAAAUGAAUUGUAUGCCUGUCCAGAUCCCUCUUGUCAGAAACAAUAUCUGAGGUCUGCCAAUCUCGAGAAACAUCUUGCUCUGGGGAACCACCUGUACAGAAAAGCAGAGGAAACUGGGAUUGAUUCUGGAAUAAGAAUCUGGGCUGAGAAGUGUUCGGCUAUUCGCGACAAAUACACUCACAUCUGUGAGACAGUAUCCUCUCACAGUGAUGAUACCUGUUCCCAAAGUUCAGGAGGGUGGGCAUUAAAAUCUGUAAGUAAAUGCCUCAGGUUCUCGCUAAAUGUAAAAGACUAUGUAAAGCAGAUUUUUGAAAACUGUGAGAAGACAGGAAAACGCCCUAACUACGCAGCCUUAAGUGGAGAACUUAAAAAAGCUUCCAAUGAAAAUGGUUGUCGCCUCUUCAGGCCACAUGAGUGGCUGACUGCAAAUCAGCUAAGAAACUUGUUUGCAUCUUACAUAAAUAAUAAGAAGAAACAGUGCAAAGUCAGAGAGGGACGUACAGAUUUUUCAGUUGAAUUAGUGGAUACAGAGAGCAUUGUGAAUGAUGAACAUCUCCAAGAAAUUGUCAUGAAUCUCAAGGCAGAAGAACAUCAUCAGAUUUUAUCAGCUAUGUAUGAAAAUGUGUUGAAUGCUGUAAAUACAUAA
Saccostrea cuccullata (small rock oyster) is the source of this 2846-nucleotide messenger RNA. RefSeq lists its product as uncharacterized. The record is from RefSeq and is a predicted model, not a curated record. The transcript is spliced from 2 exons. Lineage: Eukaryota; Metazoa; Mollusca; Bivalvia; Ostreida; Ostreidae. The coding region runs from base 168 to 2846 and encodes 892 amino acids.